This is a messenger RNA of Engraulis encrasicolus (European anchovy), 1062 nucleotides long. It is a transcript of the gene edf1, whose product is annotated as endothelial differentiation-related factor 1. The record is from RefSeq and is a predicted model, not a curated record. Bases 197 to 640 code for a protein of 147 amino acids. NCBI's taxonomy places the organism in Eukaryota, Metazoa, Chordata, Actinopteri, Clupeiformes, Engraulidae. Gene Ontology annotation, molecular function: DNA binding. The transcript is spliced from 5 exons. Gene Ontology annotation, cellular component: nucleus.
ACGUUUCCAGCGUGCGUGCGCAGUGACGCACACAUGUCCAUCCGCUUCCGUGUUUAGCAACGUGGAUAUCUACCUAGCUAGCUAGCUGUUUAGGGACUGUUAUUAAGACACUGCUGGUUGACUCUGAGUUGCUGCUCGGGGCCAACUGUACUUAUUUUUGUAUUACUUAUAAACAAUUAUAUUCUAGUCAGGAAACAUGGCCGAAUGCGACUGGGAUACAGUUACUGUCCUGAGAAAGAAGGGUUCUGCUGCACAGGCCAAGUCCAAAACGGCUGUGCGCUCUGCUAUGAGAAAGGGCGAAGAAGUUGAGACCUCAAAGAAAUGGGCAGCUGGGCAAAACAAACAGCAUCUGGUGACAAAGAACACGGCCAAGCUGGACCGGGAGACGGAGGAGUUGCACCACGAUAGGGUCCCUCUGGAGGUGGGCAAGGUCAUCCAACUGGGCCGCCAGAAUAAAGGCCUCACACAGAAGGACCUUGCCACCAAAAUUAACGAGAAGCCUCAGAUUAUUGGCGACUAUGAGGCAGGAAGGGCCAUCCCAAACAACCAGAUCAUGGGGAAAAUUGAGCGUGCCAUCGGUCUAAAGCUGCGCGGAAGGGAGAUUGGACAGCCCAUGGAGCCCGGCCCCAAGAACAAAUGAGGAUAAAAUCCUCGAAAAAGGCAUUCUUCACUUUCGCCUUUACAGUUUCAUCCGGAAAAAAAAGUCCUGACCAAAGAAGGAGUGACAGUGGCUCAGGCAUCCCAAGCUUACAUCAUCACAAGAAGAGAUAGGUUAUGGUUUUGGAAAAACGCACUGCAUUAUCAAUCACACAUACCCUGCAAAGACCCUGUCUAUCUUUAAUUUAAAGUGUUUAGUCACUUCACUUUGGAUGAGAAGAAACUUUUGCUGAUUCAACGCAAGUAACUACACCGCAGGGAAUGAUGAACUUAUUGCUCAUUUAUGCUACGCAGCGGACCUAGGUGAAAGUCACAGAAUGUCUUUUAACACAAUAAACGCAGCAUUUUGAUUACCAAUGCUGUACCACUUGAUUUAGUCAAAUAAACGCCAAGCAUGGAACUUCA